AUGAAUUUAUACGCAAACACUAUUUACAAACCAAAUUCAAUCCGGGUUCUUUUCCAAUUGAACACUGAAGUCGAUAAUGCAUUGAAUUUAUUGAAAGAGACCAUUCCGACCAUCUCUUCAGAAGAAGUUUCAUUUUGGUACGAGAGAUUCAACAAAGGGGAUUUCGACAUUUCUCAAGAUUUAUAUAAACGAAAAGAGACGCCCACAUUGAACAUGCUACCAGUAAUGCUAAAAAGGAAAAUUACCGACCAAGUCAACAUUAGAGACCAAGAUGCUCUCGUUCGAGUUAACAAAGGGUUCCGGACGUAUUUAACUGCUGAUCGGAGAGUGUUUAGUUUGGUUAAAAUUCGUCUGAACGAGAACGAAGCUGUUUUACGUAAAGUUUACAAAGACAAUAAAGAAGAGAAAAUCAUCAUAACCAAGAGUGAUGAAGGAUGUAUUGUUGAUGAAAACGGAGAAACGACUACCUAUGAGAAUUCAUAUGUUGAACAAGUUCUGAUCGAAUUCCGAAAAACUAUAAAAAAAUGCGGCACAAAAAUAGCCCACAUGAAAGUAAAGUUCAAGAGCGAAGUGCAAGGAGACAACACAGAGGGCAUUUUUCUCAAAGGAAUUAGUGACGUUUUCUCGGAAUUGAAAAAACCUCUACAUGUGGAAAACUUCUAUCUAUACACUAAUGAAGCAACUAAAGUGAAUUCAAUUCUGGGAAACAUCGAAGUUGGGGCUCUGAACAAGUUAAGGUGCAAAGUAACUGAUCCUCACACGAUUGACAUGCAAGCUUUUACCAAUUUGGCCCCCCAUGUGCCGUUUUUGAGACUGUUGCUGAUGCCGUUACUCUCUUUCGAAAACGUUCCUCUCUCGAACUUUGCGCAUAUUCCUUUUGUUCUUCUCAAAGCUGUGAUUUCUCAACAGGAACUCUCCGAUUACAAAAAUACAUUGAUCAACUCUUCAAUUGAGCCAGAUCAUACUUUUUUUACAACUCUGAGUAGAGAAGAAAUCAAAGAAGCUCUUCGUCCUUACGAAACAAUCAGUUCUGAUAUGGAUAAGUUUAAAGGUAGCUUCCGUCAUGCCCUUCUAGAUAAAAAAAUCAAGUUCGUCAUCACUCGAUACUCAGUAUCACUGACCUCUAAGUGA
Messenger RNA from Caenorhabditis remanei, 1131 nucleotides. RefSeq lists its product as uncharacterized. The record is from RefSeq and is a predicted model, not a curated record. NCBI's taxonomy places the organism in Eukaryota, Metazoa, Nematoda, Chromadorea, Rhabditida, Rhabditidae. Bases 1 to 1131 code for a protein of 376 amino acids. The transcript has 4 exons.